CGCCGUCGUCGUCGCCGUCGUCGUCGCCGUCGUCGUCGUCGUUGCCGUCGUCGCCGCCGCUGUUGUCGCCGCCGUCGUCGUCGUCGUCGCCGCCGCCGUCGUCGCCUUCGUCGACGUCGUUGUCGUCGUCGUCGCCGUCGUCGUCGUCGUCGUCGUCGUCGUCGUUGUCGUCGUCCUCGCUGUCGUCGCCGCCGCCGCCGCCGUGGUCGGCCUCCCUCCCUGCAGAGGUUCGCUACGACCGCGCGCGCUUCGACUUCGCGGCGCUCCUGGCCCGGCUCCUCGAGCUGCCCGCCGCCGCGGCGCGGGGGCCCUCCGAGGAGCUGUCGCAGAUGCACAGGCGGCCGCUGACGGGGAAGCCCCUCUUCCCGGGGCUGGGCAAGGCCUACACUCUGGGCGGCUUCAGCGUGCCCAGCGAGUGGCGGGACUACGGGAGCAGGGAGACUCUGAGGCUGGAGGCCUCGGAUACCUGGCAGGAGUUCAUGCGCCUCUACCGCACGUUCGUCAAGGAGGUGUGCGCCCCCCUUUGCGGCGCGGAGCGCCUUGUCUUCCAGUGCCCCCCGACGAUGCGCAUCGCCCUGCCGGGCUGCCCGGCCACCAUCCAGGCCCACUGCGACUCGGAGUACCCGGCGCACUGGCACGGCGAGGUCAACUUUUGGCUGCCCGUCACGCCCGUGUUCGGGACGAACUCCUUGUGGCUCGAGUCGGAGCCGGAAAAGGGCGACUUCCACCCGGCGGAGCUCGGCUUCGGCGAGGUGCUCUGCUUCAACGGCUUCCAGUGUCGCCACUACACCUGCAAGAACGAGACGGACUCCACGAGGGUCUCAUUCGACUGGCGUGCCAUUCCCGAGGACAUCCUCCGCCUCGUCCUGGCUUGCGAGUCCACGUUUCCCUUUCAUUCGGGCACGGCCCCUCUCCCCCGCUGACGCUGGGCUCCAAGACACGUAGAAACUGGAUCGCGCGCGAUGCGCGCGCCAUGGGCUGAUUACUAUAGAGGACGUGUGCCAUGUGCUCGGUUCGGACAUGCUAACCUCACGUAAGCACAGUCUGGGCACGACAGGGGGCAUUCGUGAAGGAAUGUGCCCCGGAGGCUCCAGACCUUGGGGGCGUCCUUAGCCGAUGAGGGCGGUG
Molecule: messenger RNA, 1128 nt
Organism: Prorocentrum cordatum
Lineage: Eukaryota; Dinophyceae; Prorocentrales; Prorocentraceae
Source: the annotation of a GenBank genome assembly